This is a messenger RNA of Aspergillus costaricaensis CBS 115574, 616 nucleotides long. RefSeq lists its product as uncharacterized. Lineage: Eukaryota; Fungi; Ascomycota; Eurotiomycetes; Eurotiales; Aspergillaceae. The record is from RefSeq and is a predicted model, not a curated record. The transcript has 3 exons. Bases 45 to 296 code for a protein of 83 amino acids.
AAACAACAACACUCUACACUACACUACACUACACUACAAUCAAAAUGGUCUUCAACUGGUUCAAGUCUUCCAAGGAGGAGUCCUCCGCUACCCAACAACCCUCCUGGGACGCCAACACUAUGACCAUGCAGCAGCCUUCUAGCCCCGAGGCUCCUUCUACUGAGCGCGUCGUUACGCAGCAGCCUAACACCCAGGAAGAAAUGAAGAUGGGUCUGCGUGGUGGUGGUGCCGGUGAUGUGUGCUGCGGAGUUUGCGCCGGUCUUCUCUGCUUCGAGUGCUGCGAGGAGUGCUGCUAAACGCACACCUUAUUUCCUCUCAUACAUACGUUCGACUACUGUCUCCGUAUCUUGAUGAACAAAGAUAAAAAGGAAAAAAAGAUUAAUAAGGAAACGGACAUGUGCUGCCCAUCUAUGAGACGAGCUAUGAAAUGCGGCCCUGGGUCAAGAUGAUUUCAUGGAUAUGGCCAAUGGAUGGAUGAUGGAUGGUGUUUCAGUUGGUUUUGGAUUUACCCUUGCGAGAUCGCUUAUACCCGGUGUUUCUAUCACAUCUACUAUUUCUCUCUAUUUUCGCUUGGUUCUAGAAAUGAAUUGAGUUAAGAUGAUUGCUUGUUUGAUGG